AUGGAAUUUGUUCCACAAUCAAUUACAGCUCUCGCUGGACCAUCAAAGCCUGUACUUGCCCCAUCUAAGAGUCAAAAACGGCUCAAAGCUGAUGGUAGCCAUGUUUUAGAAGAGUUUCAACAGGAACAUCCAAACGUCGUACCAGAUCGCUUCCAAACAAAAGUGCUCUUGGAUAAAAUCCGGGGGCUGAGUCCCAGCUACGACUACUACAAAUCUCAUCAUGUGAAGGCGUGGUUCCAACGCCGCGUCAAUACACCUGUCUCAUCCGGGGAGGCGUCACUCGGGCAACAUCAUUACUUCCCAACUUUAAAUGAGCAAGCCCUCGCAAACCUCGCCAUCCUCUAUCAAGCACAAAACAAUCCCUCUCCGGAUGUGAUAGAGGUGUGGGCGAAGCUUCUCGGCGUGUUUGGUGCCACUCGGCAGGACGUGAUCGCCUGGGUUACCCACCGAGUUCAAAUGGCCCAAGGGAAUGGCCAGAGGCUUUUGACACCAUCAGAUACCACAUCUCCCGAACCACUGGCCUCACCAACGGACUAUACAUUCAAAUCCGAUCCUUCUCAGUCUCCAAUCUUACCAUCGUUAUCUCGCAUUUCCGAGCCUCAUGCUCCGCAUACCCCGUAUCAUGACUCGCAGUCUAAGAUAGACCCAACCCUGCAAGCCAUCCUCGCAGGUGUGGCAGAAAGCUUACAAAAGCCACUACCACCACCAACCGAUGUUCCCAAAAGUGCUGCAGAGUUCAAGGCGAUGUUCGCUCCGUUUGAACAACAUAUGACCGCGAUGCAGGAAAUAUUAAGUGCUCCAUGA
Laccaria bicolor S238N-H82 is the source of this 804-nucleotide messenger RNA. RefSeq lists its product as uncharacterized. Bases 1 to 804 code for a protein of 267 amino acids. Lineage: Eukaryota; Fungi; Basidiomycota; Agaricomycetes; Agaricales; Hydnangiaceae. The transcript is spliced from 5 exons. The record is from RefSeq and is a predicted model, not a curated record.